AUCAGCUCUUCCCUAACUUGCACAAGUUCCUGGGCCUGAAAGAACUGUGUGUGAGACUAAAUGGCAAACCAAAUGUGCUCUCAGUCCUUCCUGAAGAGUUCCCAAACCUCCAUCACAUGGAGAAGUUAUCCAUCCGAACCUCCACGGAGUCUGACCUCUCCAAACUAGUUAAAUUGAUUCAGAACUCUCCAAAUCUCCAUGUUUUCCAUCUGAAAUGUGAUUUCCUUUCAAAUUGUGAGCCUCUCAUGGCUGUGCUUGCUUCCUGCAAGAAACUCAGAGAGAUUGAGUUUUCUGGACGAUGCUUUGAAGCUAUGCCCUUUGUUAACAUUUUGCCAAAUUUUAUUUCUCUGAAGAUACUGAAUCUUAAAGACCAACAAUUCCCAGAUAAGGAAACAUCAGAAAAAUUUG
Messenger RNA from Mus pahari (shrew mouse), 408 nucleotides. RefSeq names its product baculoviral IAP repeat-containing protein 1e-like. NCBI's taxonomy places the organism in Eukaryota, Metazoa, Chordata, Mammalia, Rodentia, Muridae. Gene Ontology annotation, molecular function: ATP binding; cysteine-type endopeptidase inhibitor activity involved in apoptotic process. The record is from RefSeq and is a predicted model, not a curated record. The annotation marks the transcript as partial. Gene Ontology annotation, biological process: defense response to bacterium; inflammatory response; detection of bacterium. Gene Ontology annotation, cellular component: IPAF inflammasome complex. The transcript has 3 exons.